CAAGCGCCCAGGGGCCAGAGGUCUGUGCGCCCCGGCCAUGGCCCUGGCCCGGGCCUGGGCCCAGCCUCUCAACAUGGGCCUAGCCCUCUUCGUCCGUGGUCCCUGAACAUGGAGCGGGGCUGGCCGCCGUCGGGGGACAGCUGCAGAGGGGAGCGGCCCGCAGCCUGCCUCCGCGUCCGGAGCGCCAGCGACUCCCUGGAGCUGUAUGGUGCUCCAGCUGGCCACCCCGCCGCCACCCUGCAGGCUGCCCUGUGCACCUCGUGUGAGCAGCCAGCACGGCCACGGAGCAUCUGCUCCGCCAGCCCGGGGCCCGCGUCCCCGGGCGUCCGCAGCCUGCUGUUCGGCUUCCUGCGCCCCCGCCUCGGGCAGCGGAGCCCCACGCCUUCGGGGCUUAGCCCCGCGCCCAGCCCGGUACUCCCUAGGCGCAGCCGUGCCUCCGGGGAGCCGGCGCAGCGCCCGCGGCCCACCAGCAUGACGUUCUUGGAGGUGAACCGCCUGGAGCUGGCAGCCGCCGAGACCUCGCCUGCAGCGGGGGUGGGCGCGGGGCUGGGGCGCGCGGGCAGCGCGGGCUUCCUGCGCGGUGCGUCGCUCUGGAGCAGCCAGCGGUGGCAAGUGUUCCGCGGGACGCGCAGUGCCGAGGGCCCCCGGCGCGGCCUUUCUGCUCUCAAGAAGAGCUUCAGUUUCCGCCUGCGCCGCGGACAGGAGAUCCGGCGCUCCGAGUCGGGGCUGCUGGCCCGGCCGCCUCGCACGCGCACUCGCAGCGACGGCGACACCAGCUCCUUGGGCGCCUUCCCUAGCCGACGCGACCUGCUGGGCACAGAGGCCCCGCGCGCCACGCCCGAGCCCUGCCGCCCCCGCGCUGCCGCCAGCCUCUGGAGGCUGCUCACCAGCCGCUUCCGCCGGAGGGAGCCCUCGUCUCAGUGGGGCCGCCGCGACCCGGGGCUGCGGGGCGCGCGCAGCGACUCAUUUGUGAACAGCCAAGAGUGGACCCUAAGCCGCUCAGUGCCAGAGCUUAAAGUGGGCAUAGUGGGGAACUUGUCCAGUGGGAAGUCAGCUCUGGUACACCGCUAUCUCACAGGAACUUACGUCCAAGAGGAGUCCCCGGAAGGUGGUCGGUUUAAGAAGGAGAUUGUGGUGGACGGCCAGAGUUACCUGCUGCUGAUCCGAGAUGAAGGAGGCCCCCCGGAGCUCCAGUUCGCAGCCUGGGUAGAUGCCGUGGUGUUUGUGUUCAGCCUGGAGGAUGAAAUCAGCUUCCAGACAGUGUACAACUACUUCCUGCGGCUCUGCAGCUUCCGCAAUGCCAGCGAGGUGCCCAUGGUGCUGGUGGGCACACAGGACGCUAUCAGUGCUGCCAACCCUCGGGUCAUCGAUGACAGCAGGGCCCGCAAGCUCUCCACAGACCUGAAACGCUGCACCUACUACGAGACAUGUGCAACCUAUGGGCUCAAUGUGGAGCGAGUCUUCCAGGAUGUGGCCCAGAAAGUGGUGGCCUUGCGGAAGAAACAGCAGCUGGCCAUCGGGCCCUGCAAGUCUCUGCCCAACUCACCUAGCCACUCAGCGGUGUCCACCGCCUCCAUCCCGACCGUGAACAUCAACCAGGCCACGAAUGGCGGCAGCAGCGCCUUCAGCGACUACUCCUCCUCAGUCCCCUCUACCCCCAGCAUCAGCCAGCGGGAACUGCGCAUUGAGACCAUCGCCGCCUCUUCCACCCCCACGCCCAUCCGCAAGCAGUCCAAGCGGCGCUCCAACAUCUUCACGUCUCGCAAGGGGGCCGACCUGGACCGGGACAAGAAGGCUGCUGAGUGCAAGGUGGACAGCAUCGGGAGUGGCCGGGCCAUCCCCAUUAAGCAGGGAAUCUUGCUGAAGCGCAGCGGCAAGUCUCUGAACAAAGAGUGGAAGAAGAAGUAUGUGACGCUGUGUGACAACGGGCUGCUCACCUACCACCCCAGCUUACAUGAUUACAUGCAGAAUAUCCAUGGCAAGGAGAUUGAUCUGCUGCGGACCACAGUGAAGGUGCCUGGGAAGCGUCUGCCCCGAGCCACACCAGCCACAGCCCCAGGCACCAGCCCGAGGGCCAAUGGGGCGCCCAUGGAGCGGAGCAACACGCAGCUUGGUGGGGGUCCAGGUGCCCCCCACUCGGCCAGCAGCGCAUCCCUGCACUCUGAGCACACCCUCAACAGCUCGGCCUGGGCAGGUCCCUGCCCCGAGGGGCCGCACCAGCGCUCUUGCUCAGUCUCCAGCGCCGACCAGUGGAGCACGCAGCACCCUGCGGGUGGCACGGCUGACGUGCUCAGUUCAAGCCCCAAACUGGAACCUCCCCCAUCUCCCCACUCCAACCGGAAGAAGCACCGUUGGAAAAAGAGCACCGGAAACCCCCGACCAGACGGCCCCAGCAGUGCUACUGAAGAGGCAGAAGAGUCCUUCGAGUUUGUGGUGGUGUCCCUCACCGGGCAGACGUGGCACUUUGAGGCCUCCACAGCUGAGGAGCGGGAGCUGUGGGUACAGAGUGUGCAGGCCCAGAUCCUCGCCAGCUUGCAGGGCUGCCGCAGCGCCAAGGACAAGACCCGCCUGGGGAACCAGAACGCAGCCCUGGCCGUGCAGGCCGUCCGCACCGUACGCGGCAACAGCUUCUGUAUCGACUGCGAUGCCCCCAAUCCCGAUUGGGCCAGCCUGAACCUGGGUGCCCUGAUGUGUAUUGAGUGCUCCGGGAUCCACCGCCACCUGGGGGCGCACUUGUCCCGGGUCCGCUCUCUGGACCUGGAUGAUUGGCCCCCAGAGCUGCUGGCUGUGAUGACAGCCAUGGGCAAUGCCCUGGCCAACAGCGUCUGGGAGGGGGCCGUGGACGGCUAUGCAAAGCCGGGGCCGGAAGCCUGCAGAGAGGAGAAGGAACGCUGGAUCCGCGCCAAGUAUGAGCAGAAGCUCUUCCUGGCCCCACUGCCCAGCUCAGAUGUGCCGCUGGGCCAGCAGCUGCUCCGGGCUGUGGUAGAGGAUGACCUGCGGCUGCUGGUGAUGCUGCUGGCCCACGGGUCCAAGGAGGAGGUGAAUGAGACUUACGGGGAUGGCGAUGGGCGGACGGCCUUGCACCUGUCCAGCGCCAUGGCCAACGUGGUCUUCACACAGCUGCUCAUCUGGUAUGGCGUGGAUGUGAGGAGCCGGGACGCACGGGGCCUGACACCACUGGCCUAUGCCCGCCGUGCCGGCAGCCAGGAGUGUGCAGACAUCUUGAUCCAGCAUGGCUGCCCAGGGGAGGGCUGCAGCCUGGCGCCCACGCCCAGCAGGGAGCCUGCCAACGGCCCCGGCACCUCUGCUGAGCUACAUCGCAGCCCCAGCCUCCUAUGAGACCCAGGAAGUGAGCAGAGGGGCCCGAGGGACUCCAUGGCUUACAAGUUUCCUCCCUGCAGGUGCUGAGGGAAACAGAGGCACAAAAACAGGGCCAUGCAAGGAGGGAAGAAAGUCAGAGAGAGCCGAGGAGAGGUCUGAAUGCGCUCCUGCAGACAGAAGGGCAGCGGUCAGCCCUCGGCACCUUGGUGCUGUUGAGGAGGGACAGGACCCUUUGGAGGUGCCCACGAGGAGAGGGGGGCAGGACCUCUCCCUCCUCCAGACCCCCACCCCUUGUACCAGCCCUGUGAGCCUUCCUCCCUGAGGGGGAAAAGCCAGGCCAGGAUGGGGUGCUGGAUGGAAGAGACUGGGGCCAGCAGGGCUCCCAUGUAAAAUUUGUACAUUGGAGUAUUUAUGUUUGUGUACAUACUUGGUGUGCGUGUAUGAUAAACCAAUAAAGCAGACUGUGUGUGUG
Messenger RNA from Cavia porcellus (domestic guinea pig), 3793 nucleotides. RefSeq names its product ArfGAP with GTPase domain, ankyrin repeat and PH domain 3 (gene Agap3). Lineage: Eukaryota; Metazoa; Chordata; Mammalia; Rodentia; Caviidae. Gene Ontology annotation, molecular function: GTPase activity; protein binding; GTPase activator activity. Gene Ontology annotation, cellular component: nucleus. The coding region runs from base 109 to 3339 and encodes 1076 amino acids. The record is from RefSeq and is a predicted model, not a curated record. The transcript has 18 exons. Gene Ontology annotation, biological process: activation of GTPase activity.